This is a messenger RNA of Delphinapterus leucas (beluga whale), 854 nucleotides long. RefSeq names its product refilin B (gene RFLNB). Lineage: Eukaryota; Metazoa; Chordata; Mammalia; Artiodactyla; Monodontidae. Gene Ontology annotation, biological process: actin filament bundle organization; negative regulation of bone mineralization involved in bone maturation; negative regulation of chondrocyte development. Gene Ontology annotation, molecular function: filamin binding. The record is from RefSeq and is a predicted model, not a curated record. Gene Ontology annotation, cellular component: actin filament bundle.
GCGGGCAGGGAGGGCGGGCGGCGGGCAGCGGCCCCGGCCCCGCCGCGCGCACCGCCAUGGUGGGCCGGCUGAGCCUGCAGGAUGUGCCCGAGCUCGUGGACGCGAAGAAGAAGGGCGACAGCGUCCUGGACAGUCCGGACUCGGGGCUGCCCCCCAGCCCGAGCCCCAGCCACUGGGCGCUCGCGGCGGCCGGGGGCGGCGGCGGCGGGGAGCGGGCGCCGGCCCCCGGGGCGCUGGAGCCCGACGCGGCGGCCACCCCCGCGGCCCCGAAUCCAGCUUCUCUCCCCAACGCCCUGGGCUCCGGCUGCUCGCCAAGGUUAUGCCCCCUGUCGUUUGGCGAGGGAGUGGAGUUUGACCCCUUACCACCAACUGAAGUAAGGUACACGUCCUCCGUCAAGUAUGACUCAGAGCGACACUUCAUCGAUGACGUCCACCUGCCCCUGGGCCUGGCGGUGGCCUCCUGCAGCCAGACCAUCACCUGCAUCCCCAGUUGCACGUGGCGCAACUACAAGGCUGAGGUGCGCUUUGAGCUGCGCCACAAGCCUGCCCGCUUUCUCAGCACCACCAUCGUCUACCCCAAGUACCCCAAGACCGUCUACACCACCACUCUGGAUUACAACUGCCGCAAGACACUGAGGAGGUUCCUGUCCAGCGUGGAGCUCGAAGCCAUUGAGCUCGUGGGCGGUGAUUACCUGUCGGAGGAGAGCUGACUGCAGCAGGCCAGGGGGCUGGCCCGGCUUUCCUGCCCAGGUUGGGUUGGGCCAGGCUGCCCUUGUGUGUCAUUCCAGCCCCAGAAGAGUCUAACCCAGAGAUACCUCUAAGCCCAGCCUGGGGAAUAAAAAAAAAAAAAAAAA